GCCUCAUCCCCAGGCGUGAGGGCUCCGGCCGGCUCGCCGCCGCCAGCGUAGGACAGUCCCGGCACCGAACGGGGCUGGGCACGGCGGAGGGGUGACCCGGGGGGCCGUGGGACGAGUUCCAGUUCCUCCGGCAUCGCGUGUCCGGGAGGGGAUUCUUGAGAAGACGUUUUAUAUAUUCUUUUUUUUUCCGGUGUUGGAACCCCUGCCCAGGCUCCUGUGGCAGCCUGGCGAGGUGGGGCUUGUUCCUCUUCUAGGGCUCGUUGUUUUUCCAUUGAAAUCUCCCCCUUCCAUUGGAGAGGAAAUCGUCGCUUUUCUAUAGAUAGAUUUUUUCAUCCCUUCCACGAAACCCUAUUUUCUUCAGCAUCCAUCUGCGGUGAAGCUUUGGAGCAACAACCGGGAUCAGUGAGGCUCAUGAUGUGGACCUUUCUGGGUAUCGCCUCCUUCAUUUACGUGUAUAAAAAGUGUGGGGACCUCAUGACUUACGCUAAUAAGGAGGUGUUGCUCUCCGUACUGGUGUUUUUCUCGCUCGGCUUGGUGCUGUCCUACAGGUACCACUUCAGGGGCCCGAGGCAGCAGCAAAAGCAGAAGUCACACCUGGGGGUGCUCUCUGAUGUGCUCUCCGCUUUGCCGCUGGUUGGAUUCUUCUGGGCCAAACCCACCUCGGGAUCUCAACAAGUCGAACAACCCAAAUCCAGAAAGGGUAAAAGAGAAGUGAACUUCUCAGAUGUAUACCUGACUGAGACCGCUCCAAAUGCAGCAUUGUCACCCCAAUAUGAUCCAGAAAUUAUCAUUGUGGGAUCAGGUGUCCUUGGUUCUUCCUUGGCGACAGUGCUUUCAAGAGAUGGAAGGAAGGUGACUGUGAUAGAGAGGGAUCUGAAAGAACCUGACAGGAUAGUUGGAGAAUUGCUGCAACCUGGAGGAUUUAAUGCUCUUCGAGACUUGGGUCUUGAAGAUACGGUAGAAGGUAUUGAUUCACAAAUAGUAAAUGGUUACAUAAUUCAUGACAUAGAGAGCAAGUUGGAGGUUGAGAUUCCUUAUCCAACAUCUGAAGAUGGAUGCGUGGCCAGUGGAAGAUCUUUUCAUCAUGGCCAGUUUAUCAUGGGUCUCCGAAGGGCAGCUAUGGCAGAGCCCAAUGCAAAAUUCAUUGAAGGGACUGUGUUACAGUUACUCGAGGAAGAUGACUGCGUUGUGGGUGUUCAGUACAAGGACAAAGAAACUGGAGACACUAAGGAACUUCAUGCUCCACUUACAGUUGUAGCUGAUGGACUUUUCUCCAAAUUCAGGAAAAACUUGAUAUCCAACAAAGUUACUGUUUCAUCUCAUUUUGUUGGUUGCAUUCUGAAGGAUGCAUCACAGUUUAAAGCUAAUUAUGCUGAACUUGUUUUAGCUAAAACGAGUCCAGUGCUAAUCUAUAAGAUUUCUUCAACUGAAACUCGGGUCCUUGUUGACAUUCGAGGGGAAAUGCCAAAAAAUUUAAAAGAGUACAUGAUUGAGACCAUUCAUCCACAACUACCUGAUCACUUAAAGGAACCAUUCUUAAUAGCAGUUCAGAAUGAUCGUUUAAGGACUAUGCCAGCCAGCUUCUUGCCUCCUUCAGCUGUAAACAAGAAAGGUGUUCUUCUUUUAGGAGAUGCAUAUAAUAUAAGACACCCUCUAACUGGUGGAGGAAUGAGUGUUAUUUUAAAUGAUGUUAAAAUAUGGAGAAAUUUGCUCCAGGAUAUCCCAGACCUUUAUGAAGAUUCUGAUGUUCUUAAGGCAAAAAGAACAUUUUACUGGUCAAGAAAAAAAUCUCAUUCCUUUGUAGUGAAUGUUCUUGCUCAGGCACUUUAUGAACUCUUUGCUGCCACAGAUGAUUCCUUGCAUCAGCUAAAGAAAGCCUGUUUCCAUUACUUCAGACUUGGAGGAGAAUGUGUCUCAGGUCCCGUUGGAUUGCUCUCAGUGUUGUCUCCUAAACCAAUGGUACUGAUUGGCCACUUCUUUGCUGUGGCCUUGUAUGCUGUUUAUUUUUGCUUUAAGUCAGAGUCCUGGAUCACCACCCCUCGAGCAAUUUUCAGUAGUGGAGCUAUUCUUUACCGGAGCUGCUCUAUAAUAUUUCCACUUAUUUACUCUGAAAUGAAGUAUUUAGUCUAUUAAAAUCCAGGGGAGAAUGACUGGAGGAAGAAAGCAUGAAAAUCACAAUGCCUUCAAAAUCUUUGGACAUGUACUAUUUAAUAUUGUAUUAUGGUCUCCUCAAAAUGCAAUUUCCUUGAUAAGGUUUUAACUUAAUUUUGGUUUUGUGGUUAUAUACAUAUAUAUUAUAUGUAAAUAUUCUUUUCUUUGCAAUUUAAGUUCAAAAAGGAGUUAGCUGUUUACAAGGACCAUAAUUAAGUGUUGACAUGGUAGAUAAUUGCCAGUUUUGACAGAAUUUCUUUCCUUGCUUUAUGUGUUGCUGAGUGCACCACUAAUAUUAAUAAACUGAGAAGUGAAAACUGUAAA
Molecule: messenger RNA, 2475 nt
Organism: Hirundo rustica (Barn swallow)
Lineage: Eukaryota; Metazoa; Chordata; Aves; Passeriformes; Hirundinidae
Gene: SQLE
Product: squalene epoxidase
Exons: 11
Coding region: 412-2133 (573 amino acids)
Biological process (GO): sterol biosynthetic process; cholesterol metabolic process
Cellular component (GO): membrane; endoplasmic reticulum
Molecular function (GO): flavin adenine dinucleotide binding; squalene monooxygenase activity
Source: RefSeq, a predicted model, not a curated record